Capsicum annuum is the source of this 1480-nucleotide messenger RNA. RefSeq names its product dnaJ homolog subfamily B member 6. The record is from RefSeq and is a predicted model, not a curated record. The transcript has 6 exons. NCBI's taxonomy places the organism in Eukaryota, Viridiplantae, Streptophyta, Magnoliopsida, Solanales, Solanaceae. Bases 489 to 1136 code for a protein of 215 amino acids.
AAGAGUACACAAACGUUUUCUCAUCCUUAAAAACAGUUUUAUAAUAAUACUCUUACCACAUCAAAACAGGCAAACAACAUAAAGAUCACAGAAGCUUCUGGAUACAACACUUAGCAAAAUAUCUCACACAAUUAUUCAAUCCCAGCCGUUCAUCCCCUAAUUCACUCUAAUCUAAGCCGUAGAAAAAAAAACAUUGGGUUAAUUGUGUAUUAAUGGAAGGCCGGUUUCUGGAGAGUUCUUUCUUGAACCUUAGCGUUAAGGGAGAAUUGUUCUUCUCUCUUCACACCUGCUCUUCUCUCUCCUCUUCCCAAUAAUGCUAAGGUUCCGUGUCUUCAAUAAAGAUAUUUUCUUUUUAUAUUUUUAAAAUCUUGAAAAUAAAUUCAAUUGCUUUUUUGUAUUAAAUUAAAGGGGUUUGUUUAGAUUGGAUUUUGCUUUGUUGUUGUAGAAGGGUGAGUUUUUGUAUUUAAUUCGUCGACAAGACAGGAAGAAUGGCUGGUGAAGAAGACAAAAGCAGUGAUUUUUAUGCAGUAUUGGGUUUGAAGAAGGAGUGCACUGAAACAGAGCUUAGGAAUGCUUACAAGAAGCUUGCUAUGAAAUGGCACCCAGAUCGGUGCUCAGCAUCGGGGAAUUCGAAGUUUGUGGAGGAGUCAAAGAAGAAAUUUCAGGUCAUUCAAGAAGCAUAUUCCGUGCUGUCGGAUGCCAACAAAAGGUUUCUGUACGAUGUAGGAGUUUAUGACUCUGGUGAUGAUGAUGACGAAAAUGGCAUGGGUGACUUCCUAAAUGAAAUGGCAGCUAUGAUGAGCCAAAAUAAGUCCAAUGAAAAUCAGGGAGAAACCUUUGAGGAAUUGCAGGAUAUGUUUGACGAAAUGUUCCAUAGUGAUGUGGGGACGUUUUCUUCCUCUCGGACUGGAACUCCUUCGAUGUGUUCUACUUCUACUUCGUCGUCUACAUCUCCCAGCGACACCUUUUUUGCCUUCUCCAACAAAAGAAGUUCAGCGGAUAUGAACUCGGAUAGUAGCGUAAAAGGCGAUUCUUGUCAAUUCCAAGGAUUUUGUGUAGGGACAGGUGGAACAUCUGGAAAAUGCAACGGAAGAGAAAGGAGUUGGAGGAAGAGCUCCAAGAGUGGACGCAAGUAAUAGGUGGGACGCUAAAAGGCAAAAGGUUCUAUCAUGAUUUCGAUGAUUAUUUUUAUCCAAAGGAUAGAUAGGGAACAUCAAUUGACUAGUUCUUUUUGUGGUGGCUACUGUUGUUAUUUAGGAAAAGAUUUGUUGGAAGCUUUCUUUUGAAGGAAAGUAUGAUGUUUAACCAAGUAAAAAUUAGUUCCAGUAGAGAGAUGUGUCGUCCUGUUGCAAGAACUACUUGUGUUGUUGAUAUGAUUGCUCUGCCCAUUGUAACAGAAAGUACCGCCGGAUUGCCUUUGAACAGUUGAAAAUCAAGUCAUGAUAAUGAAAUAAGCAGGCAAGUUGGUCAUUGAAUCAAA